Molecule: messenger RNA, 1080 nt
Organism: Saprolegnia diclina VS20
Lineage: Eukaryota; Oomycota; Saprolegniomycetes; Saprolegniales; Saprolegniaceae
Exons: 1
Coding region: 75-794 (239 amino acids)
Source: RefSeq, a predicted model, not a curated record
GCCGACUGCCUGUCUCGAAUGCGACGGCAGCGACACUGGCCGGUACAACUGGCAUCGUUCAUUUCUGAUUUGGGAUGCUACAAGCCGGCCUUCCCGUCGCGCUCACCUUGCAGCUCGCAAACGCGCAGCAUGGGACGGUCCUCUUUGACGACAGGACGAACGGAGCGACGGUCGUCGAGAGUCGGUUUCUCCAUGACGGCGCCGAAGCCGUUCGGUUUGAAAAUGCCCGCGCUGCCACUGCACGUGGCCACUUGGCGCCGGGUUGCGACGUCUGCAUUGUGUCCGAGUCAUUGUCGUCGACCAAGCGGUACCUCUCGGGGCGCUCGAUCGUGCAACAUCGGCUCAACUGGGCCCGAUCCAGCUCUUCGAAAACAGUGUUUCGGCUCGUAGUCCACGCCGACGGCUCGUUUUUUCUUCAAAGCGCCCACUGGCCCGAGCUCUACGUGAGUUUCUUUGCCGCAACGUCCGUGCGCGAGCUUGGCGUCCUUGGGCUGCGCCGCGGCACCGAACACGCCGUCGCGCUGCGUGCCGUCGACGCGACACUGCGACAUUGCACUUUGCAGCGCCACCGACAGCGCGAAUUGAACGAUGCGCCGACGGUCUACAUCUCGGAAGACGCCUUUGACGUCGACUUGUCUGCCUCAGACGACGAAUCCACGGCGGUGGUUCAAGACGCGGUUGCGAUCGCAGUCGAAGUACCCGCGGCGUUCGAGUCGCCAGACAACAUGGCGCGGCAAAUGGCUAGUCCAGCGCUUGCAGUGCCCUUCCAGCCGGUCGCACAGCGCUGUGUAUGAGUCACACGAGACAUUUUAUCAUUCCAAUAUCAACAAAAACGACAACAACUACAAGUCGAUACCUCUUUUGAGCACCACUGCGCAACGCAAUUCUGGCACACCCAGCUGACGUAAAAAUGACCUCGCAUGUUAGAAGUCCAGUAGUAUUGUACAGACCUAUAGGCGGCACUCUUCCUCUUCUAUAGAGCUACACGGCUCAAUCGGCUCGCCAUCCAACUUCAAUGCUGCCACGCAACCACAAAUAUAUAGCACAAAUAACUUCAGUUAAUCACAGAGUAUAUCAAGU